Coniosporium apollinis CBS 100218 is the source of this 531-nucleotide messenger RNA. RefSeq lists its product as uncharacterized. The record is from RefSeq and is a predicted model, not a curated record. The transcript has a single exon. Bases 1 to 531 code for a protein of 176 amino acids. NCBI's taxonomy places the organism in Eukaryota, Fungi, Ascomycota, Dothideomycetes.
AUGGAAAACAAGUCAGACGACGAGAUCAUCAAACGUUGGACCAUCGAGCAAAAGGAGGAAGAGCAGAACCAAAACAGCAACUCCCGGAAGCGGCCGCGGCGGAUGAUCGAGGCAUCCACCACCCACUCCAUCAGAACCUCGACGAGUAUCUCCGAAAACGCCUUCCCCGUUGACGCGCCAGCCCACCACUCAUCCCCACCUCCCCAACAAGCCCGGCAGCCGCUCUUGCUCGAGGUUGUUAACGGACCUAAACCGGACACCCAGACACCCGAUCUGAUAGACCUCUCAGACUCCUACAAAGCCACCGCACUGCGUCGACGAGAUGGCGUAAUACUACCAGCCUUCGAGCAGCAACAGCAAAAUCCCCGCAUCAUUGUCCGGCUCCCGCCUACCUGUAGCUACCAGGCCCUCGUACCUGAGACCGCCACGCCUCCAAGUCGCAAGACGCCGAGCGGCAAGACGCCGAGCCGGCAGACCUUGGUCACAGGGGCGCUGGACCUUGAGGGGCUGCUUGCGAGGUAUCGGCAGUAG